Messenger RNA from Symbiodinium natans, 1140 nucleotides. The record is from the annotation of a GenBank genome assembly. Lineage: Eukaryota; Dinophyceae; Suessiales; Symbiodiniaceae.
AUGACCCUGGGGGUCCAGAAGACCAUCCAGAAAACCAGCACAGGUGGAGAUGCCAAAACUGCAGCCGACACUGGUCCAAUAACGGUCCCAGAGGAUUUUGUUAUUGACAAGGACGCCCGCUACACCGGCUCUGUCAUUGACUUCAACAAGUGGAGAGGGUUUGGGCACAUUGCGCUGGAGCAGAAGGGGGUCGUGCCCGGGGACAAAGUGUUCAUCCACUGGAAAAACAUUCAGACAGAUGACCGAUUCCCACGCUUGCAGCAGGGCUUGCAGGUGGAGUUCGGCCUUGUUGUUUCCCAGGAGUGGCGGGGUUGGAACAAGGUUCGGUCGUUGAAGGCCAAGACUGUGACCCUGCCGGGUGGAGGCAUGGUGAACAUUCAGGAUGCCAUGGAUGCAGAAAGCAUGACGUUCGUUGGUGCGCAGAACUUCCGUUACACUGGCACAAUGAAGUUUUUUGAUCAGUUUCGAAAUUUCGGUUGGGUAGUUAUAGAUGACGGCUUUGCCAUGGAUGACCCCGUGCCCAAGGAGAUCAAGGUGGAAGGGGAGGAGCUGAACACCGCUGGAAAGCCUUUGCGAAUGAGGAUCGACAAGCUGGCAAUCGAGUUCGGCAUUGUCAAAACCAAGAAGGGUGAUGCCUACAUGGCCUACAAUGUGACAUUGCCAGGUGGCACGCCCAUCACCCAAGAGGCGAUGGAACACCGGCAAGAGGAAGGCAGCCAGAGGUAUACUGGAACUGUGCAGUGGUGGCAGCGGUGGCAGAAUUGGGGGCACAUCGUCCCCGAUGCCGAGCAGGUCCUGCCCGCUGCAGUACAGGAGAAGCUGGACGCAACAGUUGCGCAAGCAGCCUCCAAGGCCAAGCCCGACGGGAAGCCUCCAGAGAAGUUACUCUACUUCCGCAAGGACGACUGUGAGUGGAGUUUUCGCCCCGAAGUUGGGAAACGGGUCUCUUUCAACGUAUACAUCGACGACAAAGGGGCAGGGGCCAAGGAUGUUUUGCCUGUGGAGACUUGGCGUUCUUGUGGUGAAUUUGGACCGAAAAAAAGUGUUUCCCUCAGCAACACUGAUCCUUGCCGUGAGCUCUGUCCCCGCCCCGAAAAAGAUCUACAAGGCUCCAAAUGCUGCCGAAAUGCACCUUACUAA